AUGUCUGUGGACUUCAUUGACGAGGUCUCACAAGCUUUGACCCAUGCUCCGCUCGGGCCAACGGAAAAAGAAUUUGUGUAUCCUGACGAUGCGACAGACCAGCUGUGCGAAACAGAGCCAACACUUGAAAGCUUUGAGUCGUGCAGAAAUGCCAGCUUGCAGUGCUACAAGCGAGUUGAGGAACAUAAAAUGUUGCUUGAAGAGUUUCGAGCAGAUGGUCAAGACUGCGCUGCUCGCGUGGAGGAACAUGAGGUCCGCCUGGGUGUGGCCAGAUCAAAGAUGGACACGCAGGAUCAGCUGCUGACUUCAUUGGGCAAUCGUUUGGAGCUACAAGGUGAACAAAUCAUGUCCCAGGUGCAACGUCACUGCAAUCAGGCUACGCAGAAACUGCGAAGCGAGCUGAUGGCAUUGUAUGAGGAUGCCCUUGGUCAGAUUAGGGAACACAUGGACAGCUCAGAGGAUCGAAGCCGGCAAGAGGCAAAAGGAGCUGCAGCUCGCGGCAAGCAACCAGAGGAUGCUACAGAUGUUCUGGCUGUGGUCCUGCAGAGCAUGGCAACAGCUCAGCGCAGCAUCAGCGAGGUGAAGGAAACCUUGCUGAUGCUAGUGGAGGGGCAUACAGGCGCCAAGAGCGAGGUUCAAGAGCUUCGUCCGACCAUCGAACAGAUUGCAGAUCGCAUAGCUGAACAGGAGUUUGCGUUAUCGUCUCUGAAGAAGAAUAUGGACCAGGUGUCUGCUUCCUUAAAGGAGCGCAUCGAAAAGGCUGAGACCUCUUCAGAACGUGUUACAGGGCUGUUCCAGGAGCUGCGGAAAGAUAUGGCAAGGAUUCUGGCCGAGGAGCCUGGAGUUUCUGAAGACAGGAGACCGGAGGUCAUCUCCCAGGGCGUGAGCGUUCGUCGGGAAAGUCCAGAGGGCCAAAGCCAGACCACCGAGCAAGAGGCUGCAUCCACCAACUUCAAGAUUGAGCUGCCUGAUCAAGGUACUGCCAACAGCUCCCGGCCACUACUUGACUCGUCAAGCAUCUCGUUUGCUUCACCUGGGCUGCCUUCAGAGCCCUCAGACCAAGACGCAUGGAAUGUUAACCCAGUCGAAGCAGACACCCAAAACCGGAGUGGCGUGCAGAGUGCCGGGCAGAGCGGCGAGCAAAACGGCCAGCAGAAUGUUCAAGAAGGGGAGGAAGCCAAGCCUUUCUUCAGCUCAAAAUUGCAUGGGUGGUCAGUCGGCGCUGCUGGUGGGACUUGGCCAACCUACGCUGAGGACAACCAGCUCGAGGUGCUCGAGGCUCCUGCAGCCCCCACCACAGCCCCCGAGGGCCCCGAGGCAGGCGAAGGAGCGAUCUCAGAACAUCCGAAGCAUGCCGAAAGCACCGAGCAUCCAGAGCACCCAAGGUGCGGAUCGAGCGAAGACGAAGCUCAAAGUCAAAGCAACCCAUGCUCUUCAGAUCUUGAUGCGGUAUCAGAGGAACAGGCUCAACAGAGGAGUCAGCUGGCAACAGGAAAAGGCUGCGGUGACGGUGAGCCUGUGGUGCAUUCAAACUUGGAGCCACUUAGCAAACUGGCCAUGGACCUGGACAGCGAACCGGAAGAGACUGCUGACCUCAUGCAGGAAGAAGACGAGGUGCAAAAUGCCGGCUCUGAAUCAAAGGCUACAGGGCAAUCGUCAAGCUCUGCCGGAAAUCAGAACGUGCAUAAUGUACAAAGUGCGGCAGGUAGCCGCAGAUCCUUCCAGCCGCUAACUCUGGUGGACUCCGAUGGUGAGUAUGACGAUGAUGAGUUCGAGGACGACGAUUUGACAAUCGAGAUCCAAGAAAGCAGGAGAAGCAGCUUGAAGAGCCAGGAGUGA
Cladocopium goreaui is the source of this 1839-nucleotide messenger RNA. The record is from the annotation of a GenBank genome assembly. NCBI's taxonomy places the organism in Eukaryota, Dinophyceae, Suessiales, Symbiodiniaceae.